AUGGAUGGCUUGCGCGAGGGAUCACCUCUAACUGUACAUGGUGCUGCCCUGAUCGAGAAGGUGUUUGAGAAGACCCCAGCUCUUCCUAGAUCUCAGCUGACCCUCGAUGCUCUCACAGAGCUCAUGCCAUUGUUGUUUACACAAGAUCACGACGCUCUUCCAGAGUUUGCCGAGCCAGUGCCAAACGUGACAGCAAUCGUGGGCCGCAGUGUGAAGCUGCCCUGUGUGGUAAACAACUUGGGCCACUACGGUUUCCAUCUAGAUCACGACGCUCUUCCAGAGUUUGCCGAGCCAGUGCCAAACGUGACAGCAAUCGUGGGCCGCAGUGUGAAGCUGCCCUGUGUGGUAAACAACUUGGGCCACUACAGGGUUGCAUGGUUGCGAGUGGAGAGCAAGACGAUCUUGACGAUCCACAAGAGCGUCAUCACGCAGAACUAUCGCGUCCACCUCAGCCCGUCGGACCGAACCUGGCUCUUGAUUAUCGACAGCGUCCAAGAGUCGGACCGCGGUGGUUACAUGUGUCAGGUCAACACGGUGCCCAUGCACAGCCAAGUAGGAUACCUCGAUGUGCUCGUGCCUCCUGACAUCGUGGAUAGCGAGAGCAGCUCUGACGUGCUGGUGCGUGAGGGUUCCAACGUGACGCUCUCUUGCCGAGCCAAGGGCUACCCGGCACCUCGUAUCACCUGGCGACGGGAGGACGGAACGCCUAUCGCCGUGGGAAACUGGCAGGAACAGCUAGGGUCUACUGCCACUGAUAAUGUCUCCUAUGAGGGCGAAGAGCUCAGCAUCACCAAAGUGAGCCGUCUUCACAUGGGACCCUACCUGUGCAUCGCCUCCAAUGGUGUCCCAUCUCCCGUCAGCAGGAGGAUACUCCUACAAGUACACUUUCCUCCCAUGAUCUGGAUUCCUAACCAACUGAUUGGAGCUCCACUAGGCGGCGAAGUUGUGAUGGACUGCAACACCGAGGCGUUCCCCAUGUCCAUCAACUACUGGACCCUGGAGAGCGGUGACCUCAUCGCUGAGUCGGCGAAGUACUCGCUGAACCGCACAGAGAACGUGUACAAAGUGCACAUGCGACUUCGUAUUCGCCGUAUUGUCCCGGAGGAUUUCGGCGCUUACCGGUGCUUUGCGAAGAACUCACUGGGCUCCACAGAGGGAUCUAUUCGUCUUUACGAGAUUCACAUACCGCCACCUUCGAAGGUGAAGGAACCCUCAACAGCGAGGAUACAAAGCAUUGAAGAAAGCAAAAUGGAGGUUCCUCGUGACUCUAUAACAAAGCAACGCAGCUAUCCUGCCAGGCCACCACUGACCGGGCCACCAGCCAAAACGCAGGGCUCACUGCCUUAG
Rhipicephalus microplus (southern cattle tick) is the source of this 1347-nucleotide messenger RNA. Its product is annotated as lachesin-like. Gene Ontology annotation, cellular component: neuron projection. The record is from RefSeq and is a predicted model, not a curated record. Lineage: Eukaryota; Metazoa; Arthropoda; Arachnida; Ixodida; Ixodidae.